Molecule: messenger RNA, 1563 nt
Organism: Mytilinidion resinicola
Lineage: Eukaryota; Fungi; Ascomycota; Dothideomycetes; Mytilinidiales; Mytilinidiaceae
Exons: 2
Coding region: 1-1563 (520 amino acids)
Source: RefSeq, a predicted model, not a curated record
AUGCAAGAGGCGUACAAGAAGCAGAGCGCUUCUAAGGAGAAAUGGAAGGCGAGAUAUCGGGAAGCUAAGCAGAUGAAGGGGAUUCUUCAACGGGAGAUCAGCGCCCUCAGCGAUCCUGACAAUCAACAUAUGGGGAACGCCGCCGACGAAAGAUUUGGCUGGUUCAAAACCCAAAUAGAGUCUCUCGAGAAGGAGUUCGUUGCCGAGCGUAAGAAGACAGAACUUCACCAUAACGCAGUCAUUGCUACCGAACUCGCCAUCAAGAGCUCUGACACGCGGGUCAAUUUCAUGCAAGAGCGAUGCCGACAAUUGACCUCCGAGCGCAUCGAGGCUUGGGAAGAAAGCAACAAGCUCCGAAAAGAGGUCGUAGCUCGUGAAGAGAUGAUCAGCCGACACGAAGCUGGGGACUCCAACGCCUACUCCCUACUCACUACUAUCAAUUCGGCCGUCGCUGCCGCAAACUGGUUCAAUGGGUUCACCUGGAAAGCCACCGACGGACUUCCAUACGAUCCACUCGUCGUCAUUACAGAGCUUCAGGACGCUUACCUAGUUCAGUGCAAGUUAGUCGAACAGCUUGUCAACUCGAAUCUAUGUGAAGAGAAAGAUGCUGAAGAGAAAUCUCGAAAACUUGAAGUCGCUCAUGAGAAGAUUCGAGAACUGGAGGCAGCGAUCGAAGCUAAAGAUGCGUGGAUCGAAGAGGUGGUCGCGCGCAAUUCGCAGCUGGACGACAUCGUUUCGCAGUGGGAGCUCAAAGAACGCACCGCUCAUGAAAUGAUUGACAUCAUGAAGCCCAUGUACGAAAACUUCCGAUUGCGCUUCCUAUACUACAAGGGUCGAAACGUAGAGCUCGAGAGAGCUCGACAGAACUUUUGGCGCCACAGCUCGGGUAUGGUUGAUAUGGGGCUUGAGACACAGGCCCGAAUUGAUAGUCUUCAGGACAGAGUCGAUCAAUUGACCGAACAGCAAGAGCCUCUUUACACACAAAUGUAUGACACGACAAAGAUGAUGAAGAUGCAGGAAGUCGAUUACGAGAAGAAGGUCAACGUGCUUGAAAAGGAGCUCAAAAGGGAGAGUGAUAAGCUAGUCGCCUUAGCCGAGCACAUUCGGGCAUAUGAGCCAGAAUUCAACCUGAACUCAAUGGAAGUCCAUACACCGCCGGAAGAAGACAGGAUGGAUGGUCCUCUGGAGCCUGAUGCGAUGAGAGACCCCGCUCUUCGGCAAAUGGACGAAGCAGUUGAGCGAAUGCACGUGCGUAGGACGGCAAGGACGGACGGGGCAAUUCCUCAGGAAUUGAUUGACAAACAUAUUCCCGAGGGCAUGGAAAACUUCGUUGAAGACUACCGCAGCAACGAAGAGUUUCACCUUGACCAGGCCGGCAUUCCACACCCGGACUAUAUCAACCCUGCAGACAAAGUCGACUCGUUUCAGCUCGAGAGGCCUGAGCGAGUGGUUCCUCGGAAUAGGCCGUUUGUGCUGAGUGAAGAAGUAAGGCGAGGGCUGUUGGUAGAGUAUUGGCAAGAUCAUGUUCAAGAAUUGGAGGAACACGCCGACGAGGAGCUCUAG